AUGGCUGAGGAAUCUGAUGUGUGCCAGGCACAGAAUGAACUGCAGCCUAAGGUGUGCAUGCAUAUUCAGCCAUACGCGCACUCUGGCGUUCCCGGCUCCUUUGACUCAACAGAGUUGCAUUCAGCCAGCCUCAGCUCGGGCAUCCCAGCACUGACGUCCCGGCCGGGUGAAAGUGACAGGACGACAAUAGGGAACACAAAGCAGCCCGACGGGACAUCGGCAAUGGCCUUGGCAGUGCGCUUUGGUCAAAGCGACCGUAUGCUAGUUGCCCCGGCGUGGCGCAUCUUUUUCGGGAACAAGGGAUGGCAAGCAACAGGGGCGCCUCUCAACCCGAUCUGGUGGACUUCGGAGAGUAAGACCCCUGCGGCCUGA
Trichoderma aggressivum f. europaeum is the source of this 372-nucleotide messenger RNA. RefSeq lists its product as uncharacterized. The record is from RefSeq and is a predicted model, not a curated record. Lineage: Eukaryota; Fungi; Ascomycota; Sordariomycetes; Hypocreales; Hypocreaceae. The coding region runs from base 1 to 372 and encodes 123 amino acids. The transcript has 3 exons.